Molecule: messenger RNA, 4473 nt
Organism: Dromiciops gliroides (monito del monte)
Lineage: Eukaryota; Metazoa; Chordata; Mammalia; Microbiotheria; Microbiotheriidae
Gene: SLC35E3
Product: solute carrier family 35 member E3
Exons: 5
Coding region: 332-1273 (313 amino acids)
Cellular component (GO): Golgi apparatus
Molecular function (GO): nucleotide-sugar transmembrane transporter activity; antiporter activity
Source: RefSeq, a predicted model, not a curated record
CAGGAACGUGGCAGAGGGCGGGCCGGAGACCGAAUGUGCGGCGUCCUGGUCUCUGCUGAAUGGGCGGCCGGGGCGGCGGCGGUAUGAGUGCGUUGCGGGGCUUUGCAGGAGCCGCGACCAGUGCUUGCCACUCCCCGCUAGUACACGGAAGCGCUGGGCGGUGAGGAAAGCGACCGCAAAGAGGAGGAGGAGGAGCAGCAGCGGCAGCGGCGGCAGCAGCAGCAGCAGCAGCAGCAGCAGCAGGAGGAAAGUGGGCGGCGGGUGGCCGGAGUGGGGUCUCCGGCGACUGUAGCUGUUGCCCUUGGGCCAGACCUUCCUAAGCCUGGGAAUCAUGGCAUCUCUGGUCCACACAGUCCAGGAGAAUGGGCGCAUAGCAGCCGGGCUCCUGCUCAACCUGCUGGUUUCCAUCUGCAUUGUUUUCCUUAACAAAUGGAUCUAUGUGCACUAUGGCUUCCCCAACAUGAGUCUGACCCUGGUGCACUUCGUGGUGACCGGGCUGGGCUUGUACAUCUGUCAGAAACUGGAUAUUUUUGCCCCUAAAAGUCUGCAGCCCUCCAAGCUGCUGCUCCUGGCCCUCAGUUUCUGUGGGUUUGUGGUCUUCACCAACCUCUCUCUCCAAAACAACACGAUAGGCACCUAUCAGUUGGCCAAGGCCAUGACCACCCCUGUGAUCAUUGUCAUCCAGACCCUGUUCUACAAGAAAACCUUCUCCGCCAAAAUACAACUCACCCUGGUACCCAUAACUUUAGGUGUCAUCCUAAAUUCUUAUUAUGAUGUGAAGUUUAAUUUUCUUGGAAUGGUGUUUGCUGCUCUCGGGGUGGUAGUUACAUCCCUCUAUCAAGUGUGGGUAGGAGCCAAACAGCACGAGCUACAGGUGAACUCCAUGCAGCUGCUAUACUAUCAAGCACCAAUGUCCUCUGCUAUGUUACUAAUGGUUGUGCCCUUCUUUGAACCCGUAUUUGGGAAAGGAGGAAUCUUUGGACCCUGGUCACUUUCUGCCCUGCUUAUGGUGCUGCUAUCUGGUGUUAUAGCCUUUAUGGUAAAUUUAUCCAUAUACUGGAUCAUUGGAAAUACUUCGCCAGUCACAUAUAACAUGUUUGGACACUUCAAAUUCUGCAUUACUUUAUUUGGAGGAUAUGUUUUAUUUAAAGAUCCACUGUCAGUUAAUCAAGGACUUGGCAUUUUAUGCACAUUAUUUGGCAUUCUAGCCUAUACUCAUUUUAAACUUAGUGAGCAGGAAGGUAACAGGAGCAAAAUGGUACAGCGUCCUUAAGGGAAUUUUCAUAGAGAAAAUAUAAUUGCCUCAGGCUGUUGAAAAAUGUUGCCGAAUAUGCACUGAUUUUUAUAAUCAAAAAAUUAAUUACUCAAAUCAAAAUCUACCACCAUAAAUUCUACUAUCAGGAUAUAAAAAUGAAGCGUAUUUUUACAUAUUAAACCUGAUUUUGAAUUUUUAAAUGAUUGUCUUCUCAAAACAAAGGUGGCCCACAUUGACUUUUGAGGGUCAUCUUUUGACCAUAAAAGAUGAUGACUUCAUCCAAAUGAGUACAUCAAAAUUAAGGUUGUUAAAGUUCGCCAGUACCAUGUUGCAAUUAGGAUAUUUUUUUGUAUUUAUGCACUAAGAAACAUUGAUGGCACAGGACUAUUUUCUAGGAUGUAAGUUUUCAUUGAAUAUAGCAUAUGCAUUAUCACUGGUCAUUUCUCAUCAAGUGGCAUAUAUAUUAUCACUUCGGGCGAAAUCUUAAAAUCCAAUGGAAUUGGAAAUUCCAUUGGAUUUGGUUUAACUUCAGGAUUGUUUCAUUCAAAGAAAUCAAAUUGAUAAUAUGGCUAAGACAAACUUCAGUUCCAAAUUAAUUCUUUUUUGGAUGGAAAAGUUAAUGCAUAGGGAGGUAAGUUGUUAAGAAACUGAAGCUUCCUUGUAUUGAAUCGGACUUUGGACCUUUUUGAUCACACACUUGGUCCUGUAAAACAGAAAUACUUUCUAGACUCGCAGAAAAGUGCUGCCCAGGCUCUAAAUGGAAGCAGGCCAAGUGAAUCAUGGAAAUAACUAUAAUAAUGAUGAUAACUGUAAUGAUACCAGUCAGAGUUUGUGAUCUUUUCCCAUCCUCCUUGGCAAGCUAAAUACCAAGCAUUUCAGAGCUGUAGCUUUUGAUGCAACAAAUCGGGGUUGCCCAGGCUCUAAGAAUGCUUCCCCUCUCCCUUUGCCAUUGAAGAUCAGUGUGAACUAUGCCCAGCCUAACAUAGGUGACAGAAAGAAUCCGAAGUAACAAGUUGAGGCAAAAACUGUUUAAAAUAUCAGGAGUAUCUAGGGAGAAAGAUAGGAAAGAGAGUCAUUUGACCUGGAGAAUCAUUUGUAUUGUAAUUAUUUUCCAUGACAACUUGUGAUGGAGAUUUUUUUAAAGCUUAAAUACAGCAUUGUAUCUUCUGGGAGAAAAAACAGACAGUAGAAAGAAAAAUGAUUAUACAAGGGAGAAAAUAUUGUGCCAUGUACUUAGGAUCACCUAUUAUCGAUAGUGCUUGAAGUCAGAGCCUAUAUAGAGAGUGUUUUAAGCUAUUAAAGGUUAAAAUGACACUGCGACUUUUAGGGCACUUUGUAUAAGGUAGAUGAAUGAUAACAACUGUCUAUCAUGAUAAAGGGAACUCUGGAUAGUUGUUUUCUUCUAUAAGAAUUAUUUUUCUAAGCAUUGUUAUGGGUUCUUUAAAUUUUUACUUUUUCCAAUUGUAUUUAAAAACAAUUUUUAACAGUUCAUUUUUUUCAAUUUUGAGUUCCAAAUCUUCUCCCUCCCUAAGACACCAAGCAAUUUGAUAGAGGUCCUACAUGUUAAACAGUAUUAUUUGUGAGAAGCAGUGUGGCUCUGUGGAUAGAGGGCCUUGCCUCAGAGGCAGAAGAGACUUUUUUGAAUAACCAGCACCUGACACAUACCAGCUGGGGGACCAUGGGCAGGUCACAACCUCUUGGUGCCCAAGGCAACUAUUGGAUUCUGGAUCUGCUUCUGAAGAGGGAAAUUGCAUACCCAGAAUCCUCUGCACUGAUGAAAGUUUUUUUAAAAUUCUUCAGACAUUUCGAGCAGCAGCAGCUUUGUAAAACCAAGGGCUAACUGAAGUUAUAGUCUAUGUUGGAUCAAUUUGAACUGUGUGGCCUCUCUUCAAAUCUAUUUUGAUAACAUUUCAGUUGUAAGUCUGUUAUGGUUUUUUGUAUUUGUAUUUUUUAGAACAACUUUUGGUUCUCCCCAAGUUAUAGAACUGUUUGUUUCAUCGUAUUAAGAAUUAUAAAGCAAUUUACUUAGAUAUGUUUUCUGCAUAAUGUUGAUGUUUUACCUUAUGCCAUGUUAAAAUGAAGAUAAGCUACUGCUGUGUGUUUUCAGAGCAGUGAUGAUGAACUGUAAAUUCUAUACUAUAUGCACUGAUUUGUGCUGUGCACAAACUCUUUAUUGUAAAUAAAAGUGGGGGCAUUUUUAGGGUUAGGAAACAUGACUGAUGUCAGAACAACGACACAAGCGGGUUGGGGGACAUGCUAUCCAUAGAUAUACAAGUAAUGUUAGAAGCAUACAAUGUAAUCUAUAAGAACCACAGGAUGAGAAUGUUUUCUGCACAGAAGAUGAGCGUAAUGAAGAUGGAAAAAAUGCACUUGAAUCUCAAGAUUGAAGACAAGCCAAAAAGGCAGUAUGCUCGAAGAUGCUGUGGGUAGAACUCUACACUUAAAGACAAGAAGAUCUACAUUCAGAUCCUGCCUCCAAAACCAGCCGAGUGUGACACUAAGCAAAUCAUUUAACUUUUCUGAACCUCAGUUUCCUCACCUGGGAAAUAGGGAUGAUUGCAUCCAUCUUACAGGGUUGUUGUGAGGAUCGGGUGAAAUAAUGUAUUCAAAAGGCUCUGCAAACCUUAAAGAUUUAUACAAAUGUGAAUUAGUUUUUGAAGAAAACAAAUUAGAUUUUGGUUUACUAAAGCGACUAGAGCUGUCUUUAGUCCCAAGAUAAGCAGUUUUUAUUUAAUAAAUAAAGCUUGAGGCAUUUACUUUAAUUUGUAGAAAUUAAAUGACCCUCAAGACCCUUCCUGUCUCACAACUGUAAUGCUAACAGGAAAUGCAUGUUAAUAUCGAAUGAUCAUCUGCUUGGGUUCCAAAUAUGUAGAGUGUGGUCGAAUACAAUUCUUGUCUUCCUAUUUAAAUAGUAUUUCAGGGAAAGAGAAUAUGUUCAUAUGUCAAAAAAUUGUAUUCCUAGUUGCCAUUAACAUUUUGUUAACAGUUGCCAAAGUUUGAUACCUUAAUGUCAGCAAAUUUGUGUCACUUUUAAAAGUAAAUAUGGGCAUCCUCAUGUCCUGUUCAUGGCUAGCAAUCCAGCAUUGCAGUUAUCAGACUUGUUAUGUCUCUCAACCCCUAUUCCCGAAGUUACAGGAGUUUUUAUUAAUGGGAUUAUUUUGAACAAUGAAAAUGUCAUUUGAACUGUUUGAAUAAAAAGAACCCCUUUUCAAGGAAAA